Messenger RNA from Nanorana parkeri, 2144 nucleotides. RefSeq names its product kinesin-like protein KIFC3. Gene Ontology annotation, biological process: microtubule-based movement. The transcript is spliced from 15 exons. NCBI's taxonomy places the organism in Eukaryota, Metazoa, Chordata, Amphibia, Anura, Dicroglossidae. The record is from RefSeq and is a predicted model, not a curated record. The coding region runs from base 91 to 2142 and encodes 683 amino acids. Gene Ontology annotation, molecular function: microtubule binding; ATP binding; microtubule motor activity.
GUCGGGGUGCACAGGCUGGUGGAGGCGAUCGGUGCGCUGCAGGGGGAGCGGUCGCAGUUACAGGUGGAGAUCGGAGAGCUGAGGCUGGACAUGGAGGAGAAGGACCGAGAGCGCCAGAGAGUGUCCGAGGAUCUGCUGCAGCAGAUGGAGGAGUUGAAGGAGAAGAUUCAGCGGCGGGAGGAGGAACUGUCUCAGCUCCGGGCAGAAAUGGGUGUCACCGACUCGGAGAAGCACGUCCAGAACCUCAGCGUGGAGAACCAAGGCCUGAAGAGGAGUCUGAGCGUCACUCAGGGCCUGCUGGAGAAAAUGGCCGCCGUCAACUCCCAGCCCUCAGCCCACCUCAUAAAGGAGAACGAGGACCUGCGCAGUAAGGUGACCCACCUGGAGACCACGCUGCAGGAGAAGGUGGAGCAGUUGGUGUACACCAAGGGCCACAUGGACAGCCUGCAAUGGCGGCGGGAGGAGGAGACGCGUCAGCUGGAGGAGAAGAUUCACGGGCUGCAACUGUCACUGGAGAGUGAGAGACACAAAGCGCCGCAUGUGCAGUACGUGACGCAGGAGGUGGAGUCACCAACGUUGCUACGCAGCUUAGCCCAAUCAGAGGAGAGGAACCGAACCCUAAUGGAGCAAGUGUCCGGCCGCGGAGAGCGAUGCCACCAGCUGGAGGAGCAGCUGCAGAGGUCCGAGGAGCUCAGCACCGGCCUGCAGGCCAAGAUUUCCAGCUAUGAGAUGGAGAUUGAGAAGCUAAAGGAGCAUCUGAUGCAGGAGAUUCACCAGCUGGAGGCCCAGAAGGAAGAGGCCAUCAAAGAGGCUUCACAAUGCUCUGAGCAGCACAUGGACACUCUGCGGGAUCAGCUCAUAGGGGUGCAGAGCCGCCUAGUGUCACUGCAGCCGGUUCUGAAGAACAUGAAGACCAACUACAACAGUCUCAGGAGCCAAGUGAGGAACUUCUCCCAGUUUUAUGAAGCCUCCAUCCAAGAGGCCCGGAGACAGGUGAGAGAGCAGAUAUGCAAUGCCGUGACCAAUGUGUCAGAGGCCAACAAAGACCUCCUGCAGAAGUAUCAGCGGGAGGUGCAGCUGCGCAAGAGAUAUCACAACCAGCUUGUGGAGCUGAAAGGAAAUAUCCGGGUGCUGUGCAGAGUGCGGCCACAAAAAGACCUCAGUGACCAGGAGGGUUCCGGAGUCUCCACCAUCAUUACUGAUGUGAAUGAUGACACCAGACUGUCUGUCACCUAUAAAGGGAAGGAGAGAAGCUUUGAGCUUGAUAAAGUCUUCUUACCGGAGGCCACCCAGGAGGAGGUGUUCCUGGAGAUCGAGCCUGUAGUCACAUCCUGCAUCAAUGGCUACAACGUCUGUAUCUUUGCUUAUGGACAGACUGGUUCUGGAAAAACCUACACCAUGGAGGGGACAGCUGACCAUCCCGGGAUGAACCUUCAGUCCCUGCGGGCUCUGUACCAAGAGAUGGAGGCACGGAAGGGCCUGUGGAGUUAUGAAGUCACACUCAGUAUGGUGGAGAUCUACAAUGAGGUCAUCAGAGACCUUCUCUCCAGGGACCCCCAGGACAAGCUGGACAUCAAGCUCCACCCGGAUGGCAGCGGCCGGCUUCACGUGCCGGGCCUGACCAGCAUGGAGGUGAAGAGUUUCCGCCACAUUAAAAAGCUUCUGGCACUGGGGCGGCGCAACCGAGCCACAUUCUGCACCAACAUGAAUGAGCGCAGCUCCCGCUCCCACGCCCUACUGACCAUCACCAUCACUGGCCGGGAAUUCAGCUCUGGGGUCAUUACUACAGGGAAGCUGCAUUUGGUGGAUCUGGCCGGCUCAGAGCGCGUGUGCAAGUCCGGUGCAGAGGGCGAGCGGCUGAAGGAGGCGCAGAACAUCAACAAGUCCCUGCUGGCCCUCGGCGAGGUGAUUCAGGCCCUGAGGGCCAAACAGCCGCACGUCCCAUUCCGCAACUCCAAGCUCACCUACCUGCUGCAGGACUCGCUGGGCAAAGGCAACAAGACCGCCAUGAUGGUCCAGGUGUCGCCCCUCGAGGAGAAUAUCGGGGAGACGGUCUGCUCUCUGAACUUCGCUCAGCGCGUCUGUAAAGUGGAACUGGGCCCGGCCGCCCGCAAGAUCGACACCGCCAAGGCCGAGAUAUGAGC